Messenger RNA from Alosa alosa (allis shad), 4244 nucleotides. It is a transcript of the gene angpt1, whose product is annotated as angiopoietin 1. The transcript has 10 exons. Gene Ontology annotation, molecular function: receptor tyrosine kinase binding. Gene Ontology annotation, biological process: Tie signaling pathway; angiogenesis. The record is from RefSeq and is a predicted model, not a curated record. The coding region runs from base 49 to 1644 and encodes 531 amino acids. Lineage: Eukaryota; Metazoa; Chordata; Actinopteri; Clupeiformes; Clupeidae.
UCGUGUUUUUCUUUUUUUCCUACAAAAACCUUCCCGUCAGUUGCAGACAUGCUUUGGCGUAGGUUUGUGUGUCCUCUCCUCUCCUUGGCAGCCCUUCUGGUGGUUGCCAGCUGCGGAGUGGCAGAGCAAAAGAGGAGCACAGAUGGCACCACUGCGACCUCGGUGGGCAAAGGUGGCAGCAGCAGUGCAGGUAGCGGUAGCAGCAGCAGCAGCCGGCGCUACCACCGUGUCCAGCACGGCCAGUGCACCUACACCUUCAUCCUGCCCGAGGGCGAGGGGGGCCCCGGGGGCACCCCGUGCCGGGAAGCAAAGGCGGGCACCCCUGCGUACAACGCCAAUGCCCUGCAGAGGGACGCACCGCCACCAGAGCCGGACUUCUCCAGUCAGAAGAUCCAGCAGCUGGAGCACGUCAUGGAGAACUAUACCCAGUGGCUGCAGAAGAUCGAAAGCUACAUCAGGGAGAGCAUGAAGAUGGAAAUGGCGCAGCUGCAGCAGAGCGCUGUCCACAAUCACACGGCGGCCAUGUUGGAAAUGGGCACCAGCCUCCUAUCUCGGACGGCGGAGCAGACACGCAAGCUCACAGAUGUGGAGACGCAGGUCCUCAACCAGACAUCAAGGCUGGAGAUUCAGCUGCUGGAGAACUCGCUGUCCACCAACAAGCUGGAGAAGCAGCUCAUGCUGCAGACCAACGAAAUCAGCAAGCUGCAUGACAAGAACGGCUUCCUGGAGCAGAAGAUGCAGGAGAUGGAGUCUCGGCACCGUGAGGAGCUGGAGGCCCUGAAGGACGAGAAGGGGGACCUGCAGUCCCUGGUGGGCAAACAGCUCGGGGUGAUCCGUGAGCUGGAGGACCAGCUCGGCCGAGCCACGGGGAACAGCUCAGCUCUGCAGAGACAGCAGCAGGACCUGAUGGACACGGUCCACAACCUCCUCAACCUCUGCGCUAAGGAAGGAGUGAUCCCAAACAGCACCAAGCAGACAGAAGAGGAGAAGACAUUUAAGGACUGUGCCGAGCUCUAUAAAGCUGGCUUCCAGAAGAACGGCGUGUACACCAUUCAGAUCAACAAUCUAGAGCCCAAAAAGGUCUACUGCAACAUGGAGAGCGCAGGGGGAGGAUGGACUGUGCUUCAGCACAGAGAAGAUGGCAGCGUGGACUUCCAGCGGACGUGGAAAGACUACAAAAUGGGUUUUGGCAGCGUGUCUGGCGAGCACUGGCUGGGGAACGAGUUUGUCUACCAGCUCACCAACCAGCAGCAGUACGCCCUGCGGGUGGAGCUGACCGACUGGGAUGGACACCAGGCGUUCUCCCAGUAUGACCGCUUCCACAUCGGCACCGAGAAGCAGAACUAUAGGUUGUUUCUGAAGAGCCACACGGGCACAGCAGGUAGGCUGAGCAGCCUGGUGAUCCACGGAGCAGAUUUCAGCACCAAAGACGUGGACAACGACAACUGCAUGUGCAAGUGUGCACUCAUGCUCACCGGCGGUUGGUGGUUUGACGCUUGUGGGCCAUCAAACCUCAAUGGCAUGUACUACAACCAAGGGCAACACGUGGGCAAACUCAACGGCAUCAAGUGGCACUACUUCAAAGGCCCCAGCUACUCACUCCGGGCCACCACCAUGAUGAUCCGACCCCUGGACUUCUUAUAAUGACCCCCUCCCCUCCCCCCCCAUUCCAUACUACUGGGAAUGUUCCAGAACAGUGCUUCUCACUGGCAUCUUUGCAUGACUCUAUCCCAGCACCUCCACUGAACUCGUCUGGCGAGCCUUAUACUACCUGGUGGCAAGUGACACUUUUGCCUGAUAACCUCUCUCCAGGAAUUGGGAUGGGGGGAAUUUCUGGGGCCUAUUCUUAUCACGGUGUUUCUGCCAUGGUAGGUGCUUCAACUCUUUGGGACUUUUUGGAAGACAAACUUGGUUCUGUUAUUUUUACAUCCAAGGUAUGAACUUCAAGUGCCAUACACUUCUCACUCCAGAUCAGAGGACUACUGUUCUUGCCUUUGAUGGGAUGGGAUGGGCCUGGCCUUUGGUUUAUUUGGCGGCUAGGGCCACUCAGCAAACACCCUCCAUCUGGAAGGUCAUUGGGAAACCAAGAGAAGAAAUGUUUGAAUUGUUUUGUCAUUGUCUUUUUUUUUCGUAACAUGGAUGAUCAAAUUGCACAAUUACCUUUGGGACAUGAGAUAUUUUAUAUUUUAUGCCUUUUUUUGUAUACCAGUACUUUAGUUUGAUACAUUUGGAAUGCUAUACUCUUUUGUAAAUAAUUUUCCCAGGCAACCCGAGAAGACAAAUCGUUGCACACCGCUCCAUUUACAAGGUCACUUACAGCAUAAUACUUGUAAUAUUUGUCUUUCAUGGGCAACAGAAUGGAACAAUGACUCUGAGAGCAAGGCCAUUGGUCAAUAGUUGUGCUGCAACAUGUACUGUAUGCUUGUUGGCCUGCCAAAGACUGUUGAUUAGUUCUAGAGUUCAUACUGCCCCCAUUGUUGUUGUUGGCUGUGACCUAUGAUAAAGGUUGAUCCACAUUUAUUAUUGGAUGUUUUACAGCCAGUGCCAAUACUCCAAAGUGCAAUCAUUUCAGCUCAAUGUCAGCGAUUGCAUUAGCGAACGUAAAGAGAAUGCGACAUUGCAACAUUGCUAUGCAAGGUACAUCAGCAUAAAUCACAAGAAGAAUUGAAAUAAAAAAUGAUGGGCUGUUGUAUUUCAUUAUAAAUACUGUAUCCUGUGGCCAUUAAACUAGAUGCUGGCAAAACCACAAAAUGUCUACAUAAUUAGAUGCUGGAACAAAAGGGCCAUUUGUGUAUCUGACAGUGGCAGAUUAAACAUGCCAGGAUUCCUGGAGAUCUGCUGCUAUAGUGGUGAACUAGUCAACAGUUUUAUAUUUUCCUUUAAAUCAGGGCCAGACAUUAGACAUUAGAGUUAGAGAGGGUCAAAACUCAACAGUUGUCUUGUUCCUUCAAAUUAAUGUUAUUUUAGGUAGAAUAAAAUGUUUAUCAGGAGCAAGACAUUAGACUACCAAAGCAUCUGGUAGUUAUUAAAUAACAUCUCCUUUCAUUCUGAUACAGUUCUACUUACAUGAGAACAUUAUACAGCAUACCAAGAUGCAAUUUCAAUUGCUACAGUGUAGAACUUUGCAGAAAGAUGUACAGGUUGAUUAGCUGUUGAAAUGCCCUAUGUUGACACCAAGACUACUUUGUCAUCAGCAGUAGCCUAAUGCAAUGAAGCUGUUUCGUCAGAAGCUGGUCAGACAGCAUGUGUUCAAACUGCAAGUUAAAUUAUUUGGUCAGAUACAGUACAUAGGUCAAAUUACAGUUCAGUACAGGUCAAGUUACAAUGGCAUAAUUUUACCAGCAUCUGGUACAAUAGUCAAUGCUAAUAAUGUAACACAGCAGCCCAGAGGCUUCAGUGGGGAAGUCAGUGUGGGAUGCACAUUGUGAAUGCUGAAAAGUUCCCUUUUACGGAAACUUAAUCUUACUUAGUUGCUAAACCCAUCAUAUCCCAUCAGUCAUCCCCACGGCCCUUAUACUCCAAGCGGUCCCCAUUCAGAGCUGCUGUUCUGAAUGUUCUCCUCCACAGUUAAAGAUGGCCUCAUUAAAACCUGAGAGGUUGCCUCAUAAAUAAUGUUGUUGUUUUUUUAAGACGUUACCGUCUUCAUCUGUGUCUGAGGCACUCUGAUCCAUCAUCAUCGGAUGAGAAAAACCCAUUGCUGCGUUGGCAGCUGCAGUUAUCAUGGCCUCCUUUCAUCAGCCAGGUUUAAAAUGCUGUUUUAAAGCAUCCCAGCUGAAGCCGUGAUAAAACUAAUGACUUGCUUCAGUGCUCUGCACACUUCUAUUACAAUACCACCAGCAUGGAACGACGACUAGCAAGCAUAUUUUCAGUUUAUCCUUUUAUUGAAGGCAGGUACUCUUGUAAAAAUAAAAUGCCUCAUUGUAUCUGGUGUGUGUAGCGCCUUGACCUGACAUGUUUAUUAACAUAUUAAAAUGGUGUAACUGUAAUUUAAUAUGUGUACAUAUAAAAUAACUUUCCUGAGGAAAGCACUGUCAUUUAUAUAUCCUCUGCAGGACCAUGGUUUUCGUUCUGAAGUAAUAAGAAUAACAAUAGAAAAGACCAGUGCCUUCAAUGACUCUGCCAUUACCUCAUAAAAAGCCGUUGUUUUGCCAUAUUAUUUAAACUCUUAUUUUUGUAUCAGUGGUCAGAAUUUCAUGAUGCUAGACUGAAUAAAAGCAAGCAUGUGAUGCAGUUUUGAUUGCGGA